Messenger RNA from Nanorana parkeri, 990 nucleotides. RefSeq names its product zinc finger protein 551-like. The transcript is spliced from 2 exons. The record is from RefSeq and is a predicted model, not a curated record. NCBI's taxonomy places the organism in Eukaryota, Metazoa, Chordata, Amphibia, Anura, Dicroglossidae. The annotation marks the transcript as partial.
CACAAAAUAUACAUCACAGACCUAACUCGAUGGAGACGUCAACGGACCUUCUUAGACACCAAAGUAUUCACAAGGAUGAGCGGACCUAUGCAUGCUCAGAGUGCGGGAAAUGUUUCAUUCGCAAAGCAGACCAUGUUAAACACCAGAGAAUUCACACAGGUGAGCGUCCUUAUUCAUGUUCAGAGUGCGGGAAAUCUUUCAAUGAGAAAGGAGACCUUAACAAGCACCAGAGAAUUCACACGGGGGAGCGUCCUUAUUCAUGUUUAGAGUGCGGGAAAUCUUUCAUAGCAAAAGGAGCCCUUGGUAAACACCAGAGGAUUCACACAGGUGAACGUCCUUAUUCAUGUUCAGAGUGCGGGAAAUCUUUCACUUCUAACACAGACCUUGUUAAACACCAGAGGAUUCACACCGGUGAACGUCCUUAUUCAUGUUCAGAGUGCGGGAAAUCUUUCACUUCUAACACAGACCUUGUUAAACACCAGAAAAUUCACACGGGUGAGCGUCCUUAUUCAUGUUCAGAGUGUGGCAAGUCUUUCCCUCAUAAAGGAACCCUUGUUAAACACCAAAGAUGUCACACGGAUGAGCGUCCAUAUUCAUGUUUACAUUGCGGGAAAUCAUUCAGUUAUAAAGGAUACCUUGUUCAACACCAGAAAUUUCACAAAGGUGAGCGUCCUUAUUCAUGUUCAGAGUGCGGGAAAUCUUUCAUUCAGAAAGGAUCCCUCGUAAAACACCAGAGGACUCACACGGGUGAGCGUCCCUAUUCAUGUUCAGAGUGCGGGAAAACUUUCACUCAUAAAGAAGUACUUGUUCAACACCAGAUCAUUCACACAGGUGAGCGUCCUUAUUCAUGUACCGAGUGCGGGAAAUCAUUCACUAACAAAGGAGCACUUUGGAAACACAAGAUAAUGCACACGGAUAAGAGUCCUCGUUCAGAGUGUGAGAAAUCUUUUACCGAGAAACAUGAACUUCUUAAACACCAGAGAAAACAUA